Molecule: messenger RNA, 1549 nt
Organism: Diospyros lotus (date-plum)
Lineage: Eukaryota; Viridiplantae; Streptophyta; Magnoliopsida; Ericales; Ebenaceae
Product: protein STRICTOSIDINE SYNTHASE-LIKE 3-like
Exons: 4
Coding region: 16-1293 (425 amino acids)
Biological process (GO): biosynthetic process
Molecular function (GO): strictosidine synthase activity
Source: RefSeq, a predicted model, not a curated record
CAGCAGCCGGCCGCCAUGAAAAGCUCUAUUUCUUUUUCCUUCCUUUUCGCCGUUCUUCCUCUCCUCACUCUCACUCUGCAAAAAGAUCAGUUCGCCGGGAACUCGAACAAGUCGCCGGCGAUGACGCUCGUCGGAAUCCUGGCUGGGUUGUUCCUCCUUCUAGCCCUAUACUGCGGAAUCGACCCGUUCAAGCACAGCCCACUGGUCAAUUUCCCGGACUUCGAAACGUUCAAGGCGGACAUGCCGCCUUGGUCGGAGAUGCCCAAGGCCAGGGACCCGGAGAAUCUGCUACAGAAAUCGGAGCUCCGGUUCCUGAACCAGAUCCAAGGCCCCGAAAGCAUCGUCUUCGACGCUCAGGGCCGCGGCCCUUACACCGGCGUCGCCGAUGGUCGAAUCCUGUUCUGGAACGGCGAGGCCUGGACCGAUUUUGCAUACACUUCGCCUAAUCGGUCAUCACUAUGUGAUCCAAAGCCAUCUCCAUUGAGCUAUGCGCAGCAUGAGCACAUAUGUGGGAGGCCUUUGGGGCUUCGAUUUGACAAAAAAUCAGGUGAUUUGUACAUUUGUGAUUGUUAUUUUGGGCUGAUGAAGGUUGGGCCUGAAGGUGGAUUGGCAACAUCACUAACAACCGAGGCCGAAGGGGUGCCGCUUAGGUUCACCAAUGAUCUGGACAUUGAUGAUGAAGGCAAUGUUUAUUUUACUGAUAGCAGCACCAGAUUUCGAAGGCGGCACUUCAUGCAGAUAAUUUUAACUGCGGAUGAUAGCGGAAGGCUUCUAAAAUACAAUCCCAAAACCAAAGAAACAACUGUCCUCCUCCAUGGUCUCCAGUUCCCUAACGGCGUGUCCCUAAGCAAGGACCGUUCCUUUUUUGUAUUCUGUGAAGGAUCUAUUGGAAGGUUAAGUAGGUACUGGUUGAAAGGUGAAAAGGCAGGGACCUCAGAAGUCUUUGCCGUCCUACCUGGAUAUCCUGACAAUGUCAGAACCAAUGAAAACGGUGAAUUCUGGGUAGCAGUCCACUGUCACCGCACCUGGUACUUCUACAUCACCUCUUUGUACCCAAAACUCCGGAAGUUCUUGCUGAAGCUUCCAAUUCGUCAAAGGAUCCAUUACCAGCUCCUUAUUGGGGGGCACCCCCAGGCAAUAGCCGUUAAGUACAGCCCUGAAGGUAAGCUGGUGCGCAUAUUGGAGGAUCACGAAGGGAAGGUGGUGAGAGCGCUCAGCGAAGUAGAAGAGAAAUUCGGGAAGCUGUGGAUGGGGAGCGUAGCCAAUUCUUUUAUCGCAGUUUACCAGUUAUGAUCAGAUCAAGAGAUGUAUUGAUUUUGCAUCCGUUUUUGGCUCUGAUGAUAUUGCUCCUUUGGCAAGCCAUUCAGCUCUUUUGGGAGCUGCAGGGAUUUGAAUCUUUCACCCACACUGUUCUGCAAAUGUGCUCUAGCUUUUCCAUGACAUUUUGGUGUUUUUGGUUUGGUAGUUUUUCAGCCUCAAAUCAAUCUUGUAGGAUUUGUUUUUGAAGUUGCAUCUUACUUAAUUCACUCUGCUUUCUGCUUUUCUUUCC